Messenger RNA from Amaranthus tricolor (Joseph's coat), 2272 nucleotides. RefSeq names its product remorin. The transcript has 7 exons. Bases 240 to 1019 code for a protein of 259 amino acids. NCBI's taxonomy places the organism in Eukaryota, Viridiplantae, Streptophyta, Magnoliopsida, Caryophyllales, Amaranthaceae. The record is from RefSeq and is a predicted model, not a curated record.
CGUUACUAAUUGCUUGCCCCCACGGCCAUACUCAUUCUCAUCAAUCCCUUUCUGAUUAAUAAAUAGUAUGUACUAUUGACUAUUGUUGCAUCCUCUAACGAUGAACAACCCGACUUGACUCAAUUCAAUUCAAUUCAAUUCAAACUAGUCAACUUGAUAGAUUAUUAGUUUAGGUAAUAUAUAUCGUCUACGUCUGUCGUCUAAGCUAGAUUGCUCUAAGGUACGUGCACCAAAGAACAAUGGACCAACACAAGAAGAACCCACGACGAAGAUCUGUGAGUUUUUCUGAUGUGAAGCUCGAUAGAUCAGAAAAGUUAUUUCCAAAAAGAAGAGACAACAUAAAAUCUCAAUCCUUCAGAAGAGAGAUUGAAAUAAUGGAGAACAAGAGCAAGGAAAGUGAAUUUGCAGCAAGUAUAGCAGCUGCAGCAUAUGCAAUAUACUCACUUGAAGAAACAAGAGCUGAAUUUGAGAGAAGAAUGGUGGAAAGUUUUAGAGAAGAUCCUGCAGCUCUUACAAUCAAGACCAGGAAAGAUAGUCAAGAUACUAAUACUUUUGAAUUUCCUGAUUUAGAAACUUUAAUGAAGAGAACUUCACUUUUGGAAAGAAGAGAUAAUAAUGAAGGUAAUCAAAGUUCAAUAAUGAAGACUUCAACCAGAGGUAUUGAGAUAUCAGGGGUAGAACAAGAACAGAGGAGCAGAAGGAAGGAAAUGACAAAAGCAGAAGCAUGGGAGCAAGCAAGAUUAGCCAAGAUUCAUAAAUGGUAUGAAAAGAUUAAAGAUAAGAUCACAGAGUGGGAGACUGAAAAGAAGAAGAAAGCUGCUAUUGACAUGGAAAAAAGAAAGGAGGAGUUAGAAAGGUUAAAGAGAUUGAAUUAUCACCAUUACGGGAACAAAAUGGACAAGAUUGAAAAUGUAGCAAGGGGAGCCAUGAAGCAAUUAGAGGAUAAAAAGACAAGUGAAGAGGCUUAUGCAAAACAACAGGCAAACAAGAUCAGGUUUGGUAACUUACAAUUCACAUGACAUACUUCACUGGACUAGACGGGAAAAGAAACCAAGGUGGAGGGCCUUACAUGAUAAGAACAGAGGAUUGAAAAGAAUGGUGAUCUCUAUAUAUAAGGUUCAAGCUCUCACCAGGGUUCAACAUGAACCGAGAAAACUGCUGAAGAAGUGGAGGGGGCACGACAUUGAGUUGGCCUCACUAAUUACGCUAGCGAACAAACACAUGAAGCCAUUUUAACCACGCCCCACUCUCUACUAACUCAACAUACAUGGCCCUAGAAUAGAAUGAAUUGGCUUCUGCUUUGCUCUCAAUAUAGUUCAGUUGGUUUGGAAAGAGGCGAAGUCGAGUGUGCCAGUAGAACAGUAGUGUUCCUAACCCUAGGCAAGGUAGACAUUAACCUAGGGUCUAGAGCAGUGCCGUUCCUAGCAUUAUAUAGCCCCAAGCAAACUGAAAGAAAUGGGUCUUCCCUAUGGAGGGUUGAUACUGACCUAAACGAGUAUUUGAAAAAAUAACAAAGACAGACCCUAUAUAUAAUUAGCAUUAAAAAUGUAAAUGUGUCAUAUAAUUCUUAAAUAAUAAAACAAUUACUCAUAAAUUACAAAUUUUUAAGUCUCUAUUUUCAUUAACUAGCAUUUUCUAAUUUUAAGGCCUUUUCUAAUUCUGGGUCCCAGGCAAAUGUCUACUUUACCUAUGGUCAGGAACGGCCCUGACCUAGAGCUAGAAAGGGCCCAAUAUCUAAAAUUUUGGUUGAUGAAUUAAGUAGACACGUAAAAAAAUUUGAAAUUUAUGAUUAGUUUUUUUAUCGAUUAAGAAGUAUAUGACACGCCACACACGUUCAUAGACAGAGAUAAAGGGAGGCGGUGGUUGGUUAACCAUCACUACUCGACAUCCAUAUCCUCAACACGAAUGGUCCUAGGGACGAUGAAAGGGUUGGCCACAAUCCUGGUCAAUGAGAUAAUCUGGUAGGCUGCAAUCCUAUUGAAUCUUUUUCGCUCAUCCUCGCUGGCCAAGGUGAUACCCAUCUUCUGCCUUUUUUUAGUGUCAUUUCCAAAGGAUUAAUGCAAGUUUUAAACAAUUAAGCAGAAAAAACCCUAAUCAAACUUCACGUAAGCCUACUAAUUAACACCAACAACCAAAGGGAUCCUCAAAGUUGGUGGUGACAACACCAAAAUUCAACGAAUUAAAAGCAAGAGGACAAAAUCAACACAAAAUGAUGAAAAUGUUCAACCAUUACACACAAACUUCACAUUAAACAUACCCAAACACGAAUUUU